Molecule: messenger RNA, 1386 nt
Organism: Punctularia strigosozonata HHB-11173 SS5
Lineage: Eukaryota; Fungi; Basidiomycota; Agaricomycetes; Corticiales; Punctulariaceae
Product: pectin lyase-like protein
Exons: 8
Coding region: 1-1386 (461 amino acids)
Biological process (GO): carbohydrate metabolic process
Molecular function (GO): polygalacturonase activity
Source: RefSeq, a predicted model, not a curated record
AUGACUGGCUCUUUGUUCUUCGCGAAGUUUGCGACGGCGCUUCUCGUCCUCAGCCUCAACGUCGGCACUCACGCAGCCGAAUGCGUCGUUCCGCACAAUGAGAAUGGGACGGACGACUCUCCGGCGAUACUUGAGGCCUUCACCACCUGCGCGGAGGACUCCGUCAUCACGUUUCAACAGAAGAACUACAGCGCGUACACGCCUAUGAGCUGGGUCAACCUUAAGAAUGUGACGAUCAACCUGCAAGGAAAUCUGCUACUUCCAAAGAACAUCACUGCGGUGCAGAUUGCCAUCAACGAGACCAACAACCAGCCAAGCACUUACGCCACGCCGUGGUACUACAUUCACGGCGAAGAGGUCACGUUUAAGGGGUCGAACCAGUCCCAAUGGGGUGCCUUCCAUGGCUUCGGGCAGCAAUGGUGGGACAUCGAGAACCAAACGCUCCGUCCCCAACUAGCGACCUUCAACGUCACCAACGGUACGCUAAGCGGGCUGAAAGUGAUCAAGCCCGUUGCGUGGGGAUGGAACAUUCCUGGUAAAAAUGUCCUCGUCGAAAAUCAUUACGUCGACGCGAAGCCAAACAAUGGGACAAGGAACAGCACGAUCAGCUUCCCGUUCAAUACGGAUGGGUUCAACCUUUCCGGCCAAAACAUCACCAUCGACGGUUAUUGGGGGGAGAACGGAGACGAUUGUGUUUCUGUUGUCUCUGGCGCUCGGGACAUCACUGCGCUGAAUGGCUACUGUGGCUUCUCCAGCCACGGACUGUCCAUUGGCUCUCUAGGCAAGAACGGAGCAAACUCGACCGUUGCAAAUGUCCUCUUUAACAACUGGACUAUGGAUGGCGCGGUAUACGGGUCCCGGUUCAAGUCCUGGACAGGCGGAAACGGAUGGGCGGAGAACGUAACAUGGUCGAACAUCCACCUCAUCAACGUCUCCACCGCAAUAUUCAUCACCCAGAAUUAUUUCGACCAGGAAGUCGGCAAGCCGACCGGCGCCGGCGCGAACGCGACCAAGGUCGUCAACUUCCAUUACGAGAACUUCACCGGCUCGCUGAACGGCAACUGGACGGACGGCACCUGCUCGAUUAUCUUGGACCUGUACAAUGAUACCGCGACGAACCUAACCUUCACGAACAUCUCCGUUUCGCAACACAAUGGAAGCAACCCGAACGUCUUGUGCGACGCAAGCGCACUGGCGCCUGGAGAGCAAAGCACGCUUGGAUUCAACUGCACCGAUGGACCGUUCAAGGUGACGAGCGUCAACAGCAGCAGUUCGACUGGAGGAAAAAGCGGAAGCAGCGGGGCACUCUCUGUGAGAAAUGACGCGGUCCACGUUAUUUCAAUCAUCGUGGCUCCGGUAAUGAUCGCAAUGUUAUCGAUGUUUUGA